AUGGCGUCUUUCACCUCAUAGUCAAACAGAUGUUUUGUUUCAUGUUGUCUCACCUGGUUGUUCUCACCUGUUCUGACUGAUGCAGUGAAACACCUGAGUCGUCUCCAUGGCGCUAAGACGAGGACACAUCAGGUACCUGAAGGUGUGUGAGGUACAGACGUCUCAGAGUGAUGUCAGAGACGGUCAGCACGCCUCUAAAGGAGCAGCUGGAAAGGAGCUGUACGAUAACGGAUACAGCGAGCAGAUGAUGGAGGACGAAGACGCCAGAACGAACCUGAUUGUGAACUACCUGCCGCAGAGCAUGAGUCAGGACGAACUGCGCAGUCUGUUCAGCAGCGUCGGCGACGUCGAGUCCGCAAAACUCAUCAGGGACAAAGUGGCAGGCCACAGUUUAGGUUACGGCUUUGUUAACUUUGUUAACCCUAGUGAUGCAGAGAGGGCUAUCAGUACCCUCAAUGGCCUGAGGCUACAGUCUAAAACUAUCAAGGUUUCAUUUGCGCGGCCGAGUUCAGACAUGAUCAAAGACGCUAACUUGUACAUCAGCGGUCUGCCGAGGACGCUGAGUCAGCAAGACCUGGAGGACAUGUUUACUCGCUUCGGACACAUCAUCAACUCCAGAGUGCUGGUGGACCAGGCAUCCGGUCUAUCACGGGGCGUGGCCUUCAUCCGCUUUGAUAAGAGGUCUGAGGCCGAAGACGCCGUUAAACACCUGAAUGGUCACACACCCCCGGGCAGCUCUGAGCCAAUCACAGUCAAGUUCGCUGCCAACCCCAACCAGGCCAGGAACUCUCAGAUGAUGUCACAGAUGUACCACGGCCAAUCACGGCGCUUUGGAGGACCCGUCCAUCACCAGGCGCAGAGGUUCAGGUUUUCUCCAAUGAGUGUCGACCACAUGGGCGGAGGGGGCGGAGUCACAGGGAACUCGUCCGCUGGUUGGUGCAUCUUCAUCUAUAACCUGGGUCAGGACGCAGACGAGGCCAUCCUGUGGCAGAUGUUCGGGCCGUUUGGUGCCGUUGUCAAUGUGAAGGUGAUCCGAGACUUCAACACCAACAAGUGCAAAGGCUUCGGCUUCGUCACCAUGACCAACUACGAGGAGGCUGCCAUGGCGAUCCACAGCCUGAACGGGUACCGACUGGGAGACAAAGUCCUACAGGUGUCCUUCAAGACCAGCAAGGGACACAAGUAGAGAGACGACGAGUUAGAGAAGAAGAAGAAGUCGUACAUAGAGUUUUAGUGUCAAUGUGAAAUACAGUUUUUCUCCCAGCAUGCUCGGUUUCUUUCAGGCUCUAUGACAUCACGUGUUGUGAGGAGUGGUUACUGAUGUAACCUCAGUUCCCAACAUGUAGAAAUGACGCUGGUAGUUUGAGUUUGAACAGACGAGAGUCAGACGAGUCGAUCUGUUGAUUCAGAGCAUUUUUUUUAACAUUAAAGUGAAACAGUCGCUCUUUUGUUUGUUUGUUUUUUAAUGUGUUGACGUACUGAAUUCGUCCCUGCAGACAGAAAUGAACAGCUGCUCGUCAUAAAAUAAUUUCAGUAGAUAAUUAAUUUUUCUUCAAAGUUCAGAUGAUGCAGAAACACAAAGUUGUUAAUGUUUUCGUUGAGUGUCAGGUGACCGAUGGCGCUUUUCGCUCCAGGUCAAAUUCACUUUGUUCUUUUUGAACAAACAUUUUAUUUCUUUAUUUUUAUAUUUUUACAAAUUGCUUCCAGGUGAGAACCACCCGACGUACUGAGACUGACCCGUUCUUACGUGUAGUGAUCCCUCUUCUCUGUAUUCAGCAGCUUCGUUAUGAUGAUGUCAGUAAUAAAUCUGCUCAUGUCAAA
Epinephelus moara (kelp grouper) is the source of this 1821-nucleotide messenger RNA. Its product is annotated as ELAV-like protein 1. Gene Ontology annotation, cellular component: ribonucleoprotein complex. The record is from RefSeq and is a predicted model, not a curated record. NCBI's taxonomy places the organism in Eukaryota, Metazoa, Chordata, Actinopteri, Perciformes, Serranidae. Gene Ontology annotation, molecular function: RNA binding. The transcript has 7 exons. Bases 107 to 1186 code for a protein of 359 amino acids.